Messenger RNA from Pyrus x bretschneideri (Chinese white pear), 721 nucleotides. RefSeq names its product indole-3-acetic acid-induced protein ARG7-like. The coding region runs from base 1 to 453 and encodes 150 amino acids. NCBI's taxonomy places the organism in Eukaryota, Viridiplantae, Streptophyta, Magnoliopsida, Rosales, Rosaceae. Gene Ontology annotation, biological process: response to auxin. The transcript has a single exon. The record is from RefSeq and is a predicted model, not a curated record.
AUGUCGCCGGCGGUCAGCAAAUGCAACAAACUCCGACGCAUUGUCAGAAUCCGUCAAAUGCUACAGCGCUGGCACAAGAAGGCGCGCCUCACGGCCGCACCUGCGCCGUCCGACGUCCCCUCGGGACACGUGGCGAUCUGCGUAGGCAGCAGCUGCAAGCGGUUUGUCGUGCGCGCGACGUACCUGAACCACCCCAUCUUCCAGAAGCUUCUAGUACAGGCCGAAGAGGAGUACGGCUUCGCCAACCAAGGCCCCUUGGCCAUCCCGUGCGACGAGUCGUUUUUCGAAGAGGUUCUUCGGGUCCUGGCCCGGUCUGAGUCUGGUAACUCCGGCCAGUUCUUGAGCAUCGAGGAUCUCCAGAGACGCUGCCACGUUGAUGCUCUGAAUCAGCUCGAGUAUUUGAGCGAAUCUCGGCCGUUGCUUCGAGGGUUGGCUGAUAAAUCUGUAUGUUGAUUUGCUUUUGGUCGAAUGAUCGAAUCUGUAUGUUAAUAGGUGUGGGGCGCUUUUGAGUGGAGCGAGUCGAGUUGAGACGACUCAGCUGAGUUUCCGAGUUACUGACUACUAGUGACUACCACUAUAAGUUAGCUAAUUAUUAUUUUAAUUAUUUUUGGUAAAGACCAAAAUUAGGAGUAAUUAUUUGUGUAAUAUUGUAGAAUUUCAGGAUAUAAAUAUUCAACAAAAUGUUUGAUAUCUAAUCUAUAACAAUUGUAAUUCAAAGGUA